CACCUAUCACACAUACACACACACACACACACACACAGAGAGAGAGAGAGAGAGAGAGAGAGAGAGAGAGAGAGAGAGAGAGAGAGAGAGAGAGAAGCUACAAUGGAAGAUGAUUGCAUUGCGCGCCAAUCGCAAGUGGAAGAUCACUGCAGACCAUCGGGUUUCGGAUGUGCAGGAACGGCAGAGGCCCACGAGGAAGAGGAGGAGGAGCUCAGAUGGGAGAUUCUCUGCAGUUUGAGGCAGAUGGAGAAAUCGACGGUUGUGAUCGAGCAGCUUAGACGCCUGGGUGGCGGUCGCAUUGCGCGCCAAGCUCAGACCUAUUUUUUCCGUUGCUGCGUUGACGACCCGGUUUCGAACCGCUACCCUCCUCCCGCCAAAUACCUCCAGAACCUUUUAAAACGUGUAAUCCUCGCCGCAGAAAGGGACGGCAUCGUUGUUCUCGAUGAGCUGUACGAUAUACACAGCAAGCUCCUGGUUUCGUCAUCGCAAAAGCGCGAGCAGCAGCGAUGGCGGCGGCAGGCGCAGCCGCAGCAGAGCUUUUGGCUAUGGCGUCAAGAGCCGGAGGCGGCGGCGGCGGCGCAGAAGCAUUCUUUGCUGGAGGAUCAGGAUGACGAAGGAUGGUGCUUCAAGACCUACGCUUAUGUAAUGACUCCCCAGCCGCUUGCUCUGCUUGCUAGUCGCCGUCAGUACCCAUCGAGAGAUGGACAAGCCUUCACUAACGAGAGGAGUUUCACACGAAAUCGCGGUCGGGACGAAGUCCGGGAUCGGGAUCGUCGACAGCUUCAAGAGGAGAUUAGAAAACAGGUCCAGAAGCAGGAACGGGUUCACGAUGAGACUCGAAGACAGGUCCGAGAUCAAGAAAUGCGCGGGGACGAGGGUAGGAAGCACGGUCCGGAUCGGGAUUGGGAGCAGGGUCGGAGUGGAGAACAGGGUCGAGAGGAGGUCUGGACACGGGCUGGGGCUGGCGGUCAGGCAGAGGAAGGUGAAGAUUGGAGUUGCAGGCGCGUAGGUCGUGGUGGUGGCUACCAGGAUCGCGAUCGGGAUGCGAGUGGGAGGCCGGUUCGUGAUGCGGACGAGACGAGACAUCGAGAUCGCGAUCCGGACGAGGCUCGUCGGGAGGAAGGUCGGGAUGGGGAUGGCCACGGCAUGGACAUCCAUGGACCCCGGGGAGGAAGUAGGGAGGGAGAGAGAGACACGCACGAGUGGGAGGAGGUUCACACAAGAGGAAGGCGCAUGAUGACGAUGCAAUCGCUCGACGAGCUUAUCGAGGGACACGUGGAGGGAGGAGAGAAGGUCCGAGAAGAGAAAAAGCGGAAAGAAGAGAGGGAGGAGAAAUCUGUCGUCCCUGUCGAUCUAGUAACCGUUCGUGUUUCUGAGAACUUGUUAGAGGGAAGCACAGGGUGUGUAGCUUGGGGUGCAGGGUUCUACCUGGCAGAAGUGGUGCUGACUUAUCCUGCAGUAUUUGCAGGGCGGACCUGCCUGGAGUUGGGAUCGGGGACUGGGCUCGUGGGAGUCUGCCUUGCCAGACUCCAGGGAAGCAAUCGUCCCCUGUAUUUGACCGAUGGGAACGAUGAAGCCUUGUGCAAUCUGUCAAUCAACCUGGCAAUCAAUGGCAUUGCCGUAGGAGGAGGAGGAGGAGGAGGAGGAGGAAAAGAAGAGGGAGGAAGAGGAAAAGAGGAGGGAGGAGGAGGAAAAGAGGGGGGAAGAGGGAGAGGUGGAGAAGCCCCAUUAGCUACGCGCUACGUAAGCAAUCUGUCAAUUGAUGGUGAUUCAAUGUCAUCAGCAGUGCAAGGAGAAGGAAUUGGAAUACGUCCAUCUGAUCAUCGGCGUCAGUCCCGUCAGCAUCGGACGGUGAUUGUCGACAAGCUCUGCUGGGAGGAUGCAGCACAGGAGCCUCGCAAGCUUGAGUCGUACGGAGCGGAUGUCAUAUUGGGAGCAGACAUUGUCUAUGAUCCUUCAGUCGUGCCCACCCUCGUGGAGGUGCUCGGUAUUUUGUUGCGAUGCAAAGGUAGAGUAUGUAUAGACCAGAGAGGAGACGAGAUAGGUGUAGGGGUAGGGACAAGUGUGUGGGGUGAUAACGCCAGCAACAGCAGCAGCAGCAGCAGCAGUAGGCAUGAGAGGAACGUUGACAUGGAAAAUGAGGACGAAAAUGAUGAGAUCGGAAGAGGCGGGAAUAGCAACGGUGGCGUGGCAAAGGGGCAGCGAAAUGAUGACGUGGCAACGAAGCAGCGGAGUGAUGACGUGUCAACGGUCCAGAGAAAUGAUGAUGUAACGAAGGAUCAGCGGAAGGAUGACGUGGCAAGCGAUUGGGGCGGCGAUCAGAAUGGAAGGGAGGCGAAGAAUGUGGAAUGCAAUAAAGAUGAUGACGUCAACGGUUGUUGGCGGCAUCCGACGACGAGACCAGUGGCCUACGUGGCAAGCACAGAGCGCAAUGAGCAGACCAUGCUCUGCUUUCUUGACGCGGUAGCGGGAUCGGGACUGGCGGUGAUGGAUGUGACAACGAGAUUAGCGCCGGACUUGUGCUUCAAGUGGGUGAGCGAUAUCGACAGGUCACGGGUUCGACUCCACAGAAUUUUUGCAGCGUAGAUUCCCGCCAAAAUAAAACCGGGGCGGGCGAGCGAUAACGACAGGUCACGGGUUCGACUCCACAGAAUUUUUACAGCGUAGAUUCCCGCCAAAAACUCCACAGAAUUUCCACAGAAUUUUUAUAGCGUAGAUUCCCGCCGAAAACUCCACAGA
This is a messenger RNA of Chara braunii, 2739 nucleotides long. Lineage: Eukaryota; Viridiplantae; Streptophyta; Charophyceae; Charales; Characeae. The record is from the annotation of a GenBank genome assembly.